GAAGAACAAGAACAAGAAUCGCACCGUUUCAUUGUGACGUAAACACAGAACCAUGAAGGUAACAUUCUAAGAACUUCGUUUUACAAUCGAUUUUCUAUCACAGCUACGAGCGAAAGACAUCGGUGAAAAUGUUCAAAGGGUGGGGAACGUGGCUGGGUAUGGAGAACACCUCGACGACAGAGGAGAGCGAAGUGGCUGACGUUGCUGUGGAGGAGAAAAUUGUUCAAGACCAAAAUGAAGUAAACAAACAACACGAACCUCCAGCAACAGAAGAACUGGGGCAGGAGGACGGAGACACCGUCCAACUCAUCUCUCAGCAAGCUAAAGGAUUCGGUGGCUUAAUAUUCAACUUUGCCAGCAAUGCUACCAAGAAGAUCUCCAACUCUGUGGCAGAGACCGCACACACCAUCAAGAAGAGCGUGGAAGAAGGGAACAUAGAUGGAAUUUUUGACAAGACUAUUUUGGGGGAUUUCAAAAAAGAACAGGACAAAUUUGUCCAAGAAAAGAAAGCUAAGAAAUCAGACACAGCUGUACCACCAUGGGUUGGCUACAGUGAGGAGGAGACCAUGCAGCAACAGAUCCUGGCUUUGUCCGCUGACAGGAGGAACUUCCUGAGAGACCCACCAGCUGGAGUUCAGUUCCAGUUCGACUCUGAGCAGAUGUAUCCUAUCGCCAUGGUGAUGCUGCAGGAAGAUGAGCUACUGAACAGGAUGCGCUUCGACCUGGUCCCCAAACAAGUGAAGGAGGAUGUGUUCUGGAGGAACUACUUCUACCGUGUGUCCCUGAUAAAGCAGUCGGCCCAGCUCACGGCCCUGGCAGCACAGCAGCAGGCUGUAGACCACAGAGAGGAGCAGAAGACCAUCAGCCCGGAGGGUGUCAGCCUCACAGAAAAUACCAUCAGACCAAAAACACCUCCAGUAUCCAUUAGUGACAUUCCCAAGAGUGGAGAGCAGGAGGAAGAGGAGAAUGAGAUCUCCACCAGCCCUGGGGUCUCUGAGUUUGUGAGCGAUGCCUUUGACUCCUGUAACAUCGACCAUGAAGACCUGAGGAAAGAGAUGGAACAGCUGGUGCUGGACAAGAAGGAGGAUGCUGCAACCCCAGAGGAGGAGACAGCGGACUGGGAGAAGGAACUCCAGGCUGAGUUACAGGAGUAUGAGGUGGUGACGGAGGCAGACAACAAAGAUGACAACUGGGAUAAAGAGAUCGAGAAGAUGCUUCAGUCGGACGAGUAGAGGUGACCGACCCGUCUUGCUUCAGUCUAGUAUCUCUGAUAUGAGAGAGAGCACCACGAAGGAUCAGAAACCAUGACCUUGUCUAGUCUAGACCAUAGAAAUAGAAUGGUAUAGAAAUGAAGGGAACCGCUGCAUACAAACCAUUAACUGUUUGUUUCAGCACACUCUAGAAUGGGAACAUCUAUGGGGUGUAUUCUGAUCUGGUGGUGGUCAGGUGUUGAAAUACUGUAUAAUAUACAUUUUCUGUCUGUACAGUUUAGUGGCUGGCUGUCAUUUUAGCUGUGAACGUUUAUGGCCGAGGAGGCAACUGACAUAUUGCAUAUUGUUAUUUUUUCUCUAUUCUGCUCUUUUCUUUUUCUGGAAUUCUUUUGCAGUUGGGAUGUGUACAUCUAUCCAAGUAAUACUUGUUUCUGUGCUACUCAAAUCCUGCUUUCAGUUUUUACCCUAAUAAAUAUACUUCUUUCCAA
Messenger RNA from Oncorhynchus gorbuscha (pink salmon), 1699 nucleotides. Its product is annotated as synapse-associated protein 1-like. Gene Ontology annotation, cellular component: cytoplasm; synapse. The transcript is spliced from 9 exons. Bases 129 to 1232 code for a protein of 367 amino acids. NCBI's taxonomy places the organism in Eukaryota, Metazoa, Chordata, Actinopteri, Salmoniformes, Salmonidae. The record is from RefSeq and is a predicted model, not a curated record.